AGCGGCCCCUCUGAUGUAAUGGGGGCCUUUUAAAAAUAUUAAAUUUAAAAAACGGGGCGAAUGUCAGUACAAUGAAACAUCGGAAUUGCCAUCUCACGGUGCCCCACUAUUGCCACGGACACGCACCCGGAUUAUACAACAUUGUUUGCACCGCGAUCUUAAUGCUUUUUACCGGCAAUACGCGCAAGCACGUACACACGCUCCCUUCUUUUCUUUUUGCCAUACCGGAGGAAUAAACGCUGUGGACUGACUUUACCCGUGUGCAACGAUAGACCCUGCACUCCUCCAUCCAGUCCUCCUCACUGCAUGUGGUUCUAAAAAGCCCCCGAGGUUUGUGCUGAGUGUCCAGGACAAGCCAGGAGUCCUCCCAGACAGCAGGGGGCAGUGGCAGACAUGCAGGAGCCAAUCUUGGAUGGCAAGAUGGCAAAACAGGAGCAGAAUUCCAAGCCUCUGGAUGAACAGAGAGAAAACGAUGACACAUCUGAGAAGACGUCCCCGAAUAAAAACCUCAAAUCACCACAGAAAGGCUCCAAAAGACAUAAAACGACACAAUUUAAAGUCGGGCUGCUGGAUUUGUCAGAUUACAAAGGAGAAAUCGAGAAACACUCGAAAGGACAGACGCUGAUCGACAUGGUGUGUGAGCACCUCAACUUGUUGGAGAAGGACUACUUUGGGUUAACCUUUGCAGACACAGACACCCAAAAGAACUGGUUGGACCCCUCCAAGGAGAUCAAGAAACAGAUGCGCAACGCGGCGUGGAACUUUGCCUUCGUUGUCAAGUUCUACCCUCCGGACCCCUCCCAACUCACGGAGGAUAUCACCAGAUACUACCUGUGUCUGCAGCUGAGGGAUGACAUGCUGUCAGGUCGGCUGCCGUGCUCGUUUGUCACCCACGCCCUCCUGGGCUCCUAUACGGUCCAAGCUGAGCUCGGCGACUAUGAUCACGACGAGCACGCGUUGGACUAUGUCAGCGAUUUCCGUUUCGCUCCCAAUCAGACUCGGGAGCUGGAGGAGAGAGUGAUGGAGCUCCAUCGAAACUACAAGGGUAUGACUCCAGCGGAGGCCGAAAUUAACUUUUUGGAGAAUGCAAAGAAACUGUCCAUGUACGGGGUGGACCUGCACAACGCCAAGGAUUCCGAGGGGAUCGAAAUCAUGUUGGGUGUCUGCGCCAACGGCCUCCUGGUGUACCGCGACAGGCUGAGGAUCAACCGCUUCGCUUGGCCAAAGAUCCUGAAGAUCUCCUAUAAGAGGAGCAACUUUUAUAUUAAGAUCAGGCCUGGAGAGUACGAGCAGUUUGAGAGCACGAUUGGUUUUAAACUUCCGAACCACAGAGCCGCCAAAAGGUUGUGGAAAGUCUGCAUUGAGCAUCACACCUUCUUCCGUUUGGUUUCUCCGGAGCCUCCCCCCAAGGGCUUCCUGGUGAUGGGCUCAAAGUUUCGGUACAGUGGAAGAACGCAGGCUCAAAGCAGACAGGCCAGCGCUCUCAUAGACCGACCCGCCCCUCACUUUGAGCGGUCCACUAGCAAGAGGCUCUUGCUCUCCAGAAGUUUGGAUGGAGCAGAGUUCUCCCGGCCGGUGUCGGCCACGUGCGAGAAUCAUGACGGCCUCUUCCAUCGCGGCGUCAUCGAGCGACGCGGUCUCCGCAGCCCCUCCGUGGACGAGCAGGAAACUGAGCCGGAGCCCAGUUUGGAACAGGACGAGGACGAUCCGGACCAGGAGGACACGGAAAGAGACGAUGACCAGGAAGGAAACGUCACGCCAAGCAAGAAGAAAGAAAUCAUGGAGGAGGCCGGGUCACCGGUUGACAGUAAACAGGAGCAGUGUCAUUUGGAGGAGGACGCCACCCCCCAGCACAAGCAGGAUGUACAGUUUCUGGAUAAGUCGCAGGAUGUGCUGCUGAAGCACCAGGCCAGCAUCAACGAGCUCAAGAGAGCCCUGAAGGAACCCAACAGCAAGCUGAUGAGCCGCGAGAAGCGUCUGUCAGCAUCAUCGCCACCCAGCACGCCGGAGAAAAAAGCUUUGGGGGGUCGAGUGGUGGGGAAAGACCCCAUUAGCAGCCACUCUGUUGAGGGCUUCACCCAGAAGACUCUCACCACUUCACCCGAGGAGCCCAUCUCUGCCCCCUUUGUUUAUGAUGAGCCAUUCAUUGACGCCAAGAAGGAGCUCGGUGACAGGAGGCCGCAGACCAUUGCGGUCCCAGAGGAGGAGCAAGAGCAGGACACGCUGGCUUGCAUGAGGGAGAGCCAUCUUGGCAUUGAGCGCAAGUGCUCCAGUAUGACGGUCAGCUCCACAUCCAGCCUUGAGGCUGAAGUCGACUUCACUGUCAUAACGGACCUCCACUCCUGCAUGGAGGACAUCGUCACCAAAGGCGGUUCCUAUCCGGGAGAGAAGGAGCGACAGCCCGAGGUGGGCCGGGAGGACUUUGAGGAAACGUCAAGGUUCUAUUCUGCGCGUCUCAUGGGCCAAGCGGACAAAUGGCCCAUAGAGGAGGAACUUCCCGAGGAGGGACUAUAUCGCGAGCCGCCAGUGGCGAGAAGAGAGCCCAGUGCUGUGACUUUGGCCCAGAGGUUAAAGAGGGCCGACUCCAAGACAGAGUCUCACACAAACGGCUCAGAAGUUCAAGCGACCGUCACGCCUGUCUCACCCCAGAGACUCUCCUUCAGCCGAGAUACUCCGGCGAGCAUGAAAGAAAAUGGAUCGCCGGUAAAAGCCUGCACGAAAGAUCACGAGUCCAUUGGAUCGCCGCUGUUCCUCACCGCAGAAAGCGUCACCACUGCGACCACAACGCAUGUUACCAAGACGGUCAAAGGAGGCUACUCAGAGACCAGAAUUGAGAAAAGAAUUAUCAUCACGGGAGAUGACGAUGUGGACCAACACCAGGCCCUCGCGAUGGCCAUACAAGAGGCCAAGCAGCAGCACCCCGACAUGCUCGUGACCAAAGCGGUGGUGAUCAGGGAAACGGAGUCUCCCACUGAGGACCCACAGCAGAAGUCCUGAUUGGCCAAAGUGGCUUGAGAGGGGGAGGACACAUGCGGACCCGCCCCUGGUGGGAAGUGGACCAUGUCGUCCUGCCUUGAGAACAGACUGUCAAGCAGUUCGACCAAUCCCCCUGUCCUUUGAGACAAACCUGCUGUGACCCGCCCUCUGACCUCAUCCGGACUCCAGUUUCUGCGGGCAAUGCAGGAAGGAUCACCUGCUUGAGGAUGAUUUGGUUUGACCCAAUAAUUUGGGGUCACCGUUUCCUUGUUUGGAUCUCGUCUAUCGUAUUUAAUUUUCAUGGCACACACUACGGCCACAUUGCCAUCUAUUUCCGAAUAAUUUGCUUCUGUACGACGAUACAUGAUGAUCCCGUACAUGCGGCAAAUGCAAGAAAGAAAGGGCACCAUCCUGCCAGUGCUACUUGCUACUGUCCCACAAAUGUUUUUACAUUCUUAUCUGUAGGGAAUCAAACACGGUGUUGCUAUAUAAGUAAAUAUGUACAUUAUCAGAUUAUUCUAGCCUGCAUGAUUCAAAUGCAAAAAAACAGCAGAGGCAGUUCUAAAACAAACGAUGAUGAUACAAAUGGCCUUGUGUUAAACGGAACGCCUUUGUCGGGAAAGUUGAUCAGUCCGCUAAGCGGCGAAGGCAAGGUGGUACCGAGCGAUUCGUGGGGAAAUGUCAAAAGAUCUUCGGGCCAGCGGACGGCGGAGACAUUUGGAUGUUGCUGAACUCGGAAGAGAGACAUUCGGUUGGGACUCAGCUUUGCAAUCAAAGCCCUUUCCUGCCAUCACCAUCAAUGCGUUGUUUAAAUUGCUCUCUUUUGGGUGUGGGAUUUUUAAAGCCAAUUUAUUACAAAUGUAUGUUUCAGAAGGUUUAUGCUAGUGUUUUUUUUUUUUUUUUUGUGUAUGUUUGUUUUUUAACUCUCCUACUUGCAACGUAAAUGCUGUCUUUGGUUUACAUGAUCCAUUAUCGGAGAAAUGUCAUUCUUAUCAUCUUGGGCGUUUUCGGUCUUUGGUUGUAAAGAUGCUGAAAUGUCACUCUUGAAGGUCUUGUUCAGUGCCGUAAGUGACAGCAAAUCGUAAAAUGUUACUUUGCCCAAAAUGAAAGUGUUCCCUGGCAUCACAGUAUGUACCGUAGAUAGAAAUAGUCUACACACCCCUGUUCAAAUGCCGAUUCUUGGUGAUGUGACGGAGAAAUUAUUUCAAAACGUUCACCACCAUUGAUGUGACCGAUAACUAGUGAUGGACAACUGAAACUUCAUCAAGCACUCAUGAUCAUUUUUGAAUCCUUUUGAUGGCACUGUUAAUUUAAACAAGGUAUAAAUAUCAACACUUUCCACUCGCCUUUGUCAUAAAACCAAGAGCACCAUCUCGAGGAGUAAAAGAAAAAAAUAUCACAAGUGCUUCAUGAAGCUUCAUUUUCCCUCCAAUCUCUGCAAGAUAAUCAAAUAUUUGUCUUCGUCUUUUUGAGAGGGCAAAUAAAACAAAUCAAUUGAAAUAAUAUGGUUGCACAAGUGAAAGGCUGAUUAGUCGGCUUUUUCUGAUAUUUUUUUUUUCUUUUGAGCUGAAUCCUGAAGGUUUUGCGCGAGCACUAACUGCUGUUUGGAACUGUUCAUAAUUCUUUCCACAAUGCCGAAGGCCCCUGUUACAGUUGAAGAAAAACAACCCCAGAGCAUGUGCUGCCACCGCAAUGCUUCGCUGUAGCUUUGGUGUUGCUUUGGUGAUGAGCAAACAAACCUUUUGAAAUUAUGGCCCAAAAACUCUUCAACCUUGGUACCCCAACAAAAUCAUGCGGCAAAAUGUAUCCAACGAAAGCUAAAAUUCCAAAGAUGCCCGACACGAUCACUAAAAGAACUGAAAGAGUAAAACAUGUUGGCAGCAGCCUCGUGCUGUGCACACAACCGUGUUAUCUCCAAACAUCACACAAACCUGACACUUGAACAGAGGUAUGUAAACUUUUUGUAGUUCUUCGGCAGUUGUUUACGUUAGCAACUUGAGCGCAGCACAAAGGCCUUUAGACAUACCGCCGAUAUGCAGCGCUAUAUCCUAGAAUCGCGUGCUGCGGCACAGUGGUGUAUCGUGAGAGGUCGUCAGGAAAAAAAAUCUCUACUACGAUGUAUCUUUGUUCAUCUCUUUGUGUCAGUGACACACAAAGACAGGCAGAACAAUUAAAUGCUCCUCCACUAGAUGGCAGAAGAUCCUGCAUAUCUCUUUACUAUUUCAGUGUGAAUUCAUUUGAUGAUAUUUUUGGUUUUGGUUGUGUGCCAGGAGAUUUUUCUCAUGUAAAAUAUGUGCCUUGGCUUGAUAAAGGUUGGGAAACACUGUCCUUGAAGGUAUUGUGGCAUUUUUAGGCCUUUUCAAAUUUGCGGUCUUGUAGGGUACUUCAACAGCCUGUGUCAAAGUGGACUACUAAUGGCAAAUGCUAAAAAAAAAAAAAAAAAAAAAACCAAACAAACAAAACCCUAAAACUGUAUUGCUUUAAUGCUAAUCAUUUGCGUUGGGCUUCAAGUAAAAUUUUGUGUUAGAAGAAAGAUGACGUCGGCGUGAACCAAAACAGAUGAUUGCAAAGCUGAAAGAAAUGUGUUGACUUUUCAGGGUCGAGGAACGAAAGAACAAAAUAUUUGUGUUCUGCAUAUCAGACUCAAUCAUCGGUAGUGUAGUAGUUCCCAUAGCAGGCUUCAGCAUCUGCUGUGUGACUGAUCCAACUCAACGCUCCUUUCAAUUUCCCUGUGAGCGACUUGUGAUCAAACCAACCUGGGUGCCAUUCCAACGUUUCACUUGCUAAGCUCCAGGCCCUCGCAAGUCCCGGAAUUGAUGAAAUGUGACAUGAAAUGGAGGGAUGUUUCAAGAGGUCUGCAUCACAACUCUUGAUAGGUUUGCAUUGAUUCAUUCAAGCAUAUUUUAUUUUUUUAUUGGAUCCAAUUUCUGUCAACUUCAAAGUCAUGGUUCUGAAGGUAUAGUCACGGACUUUGGCGUUGUAUUCAUCGCAGUUUUGGUUGUGAGGUCUAUGCUCGGCCCCGGUUCAGAAAACUCAUCGUGUUGGCUUACCUUUGAUACUGCACUACUAUGCAUUGCAAUCAUCUACAUGAAUUCUCCGGUUAGAGUCUGAGCCAUGUUAGCUGUUUUCAUGUCAAUGUUAAUCUUGUGCUACUGGUAAGCCAAGCAGUGCACUGCUUGUGAGAUUUGCAAUAAGCAGCCAUUUUUCUUAGCUGUCUUCUAAAGGGAGAAAACUGUGAACUGUCAAGCAUACCGAAACAUAUAAAAAGCUAUAGCACACAAUCAGUGACAGUCCAAACAGACCCACCACAGCGUUUGAGUUUUUCUUUUUUUGGGGGGUGAGGUAAUUUUUCAAAGUCUACAUCCUUUCGCAAGACUUAAAACUGUCAAACGCAGUUCAUACAGUACAUAUAAUUUAGAGGAUGUGGAAAGAAUAGUUCUACCAAGUUGCAUCUAGUAAAUGCAGCACUUGAACCGUGAAAAUAACGUCUUUGCUUUAGAAAUGGACAUACUACUGAUGGGAUAAAGCAAGUGGUGAGAGGCCACAAACUCAUGUUAUCUAUUUAUAAAGAUUCCUAUUUCUGAGUGUUAUCCUGUAAACUACGUCAUGCUCGAUUUAGGCUUUAAUGCUCCAGGACGUGAAGGGAUGACAGAUGAUGUUUCAUUGAAAAGACAGCAGCGCACUCGGAACGUCUAUGGAAUGUCUCAUUUACGGGUGCCUUAUAUUUGGGGUCGUACUCCCAAGAGCCAGAGGCCCGCUUGAUAUGUGCUGAUGAUCGAGGCAAAUGCCAGUUAACGCUGCCUCCAAAGUGCAAUCCUGUCUGCAAAGGAUACGGGCAAUAUGUGCAUCUUUCAAAACUGGAACUGGAUAUUAUUGGGCAAAAGGCAGAAAUGUAUAAUGAGGUAGAAACCAGCAUUAGUACCACGAUAAUGGGAAUGAACUUUGCUCAGUCUGAAGCAUCAAGCAAACGUCACCUUCAGUUCUCCAAUGCUUUUUGUAAUCCAUCCCUCUAGUGCAUGGUGGUGUGUAUGUGCUGUAUUUGUUUUCGGGCGAAAAUGAAAAACAUACAUGCAUAAAUAAAGGACUCAGUAUGGUUCA
Messenger RNA from Hippocampus comes (tiger tail seahorse), 7074 nucleotides. Its product is annotated as protein 4.1-like. The transcript has 26 exons. Gene Ontology annotation, biological process: cortical actin cytoskeleton organization; actomyosin structure organization. The record is from RefSeq and is a predicted model, not a curated record. Gene Ontology annotation, molecular function: actin binding; structural molecule activity. Lineage: Eukaryota; Metazoa; Chordata; Actinopteri; Syngnathiformes; Syngnathidae. Bases 394 to 2997 code for a protein of 867 amino acids. Gene Ontology annotation, cellular component: cytoskeleton; plasma membrane.